UAAGGUUAAAAUAUCUCUGCAACGGACAGGAAAUACAAACCAGCAUCAAGUGCUGCAGCCUCAGUGGCUGCUGUGGUGUGAAGUUAGUAUGAAAGGGAAGGAAACACAGAGAGGUGAUACUAAGAAGAAGACGCAUGAAACUUAUUGAUGUCAUAUAUAUUUUAGACUUAAUUUCUCCUUUUAUAUGAACACAAUUCAAACCAAGUAGAAGCCUUUCAGUUGAGCUGUGCAGCCGUUCUGGAUGCCAGGAUGAAACCUGCUCUGCUCUGCAUGCUGGGCUUUUUCUUGCUCAGUUGUCUGUUUCAUGGAUGUGCUGAUGAAAUCAAGGCAACUCUGGCUCCACACAAAACAACCAUACCACCAGGGGGCAGUGUGACAUUAACCUGUUCUGUGGACAAACCUGCUGGUUUAACAUUUGAGCUCUUCAGAGGAUCUUCAUCCACCUAUCAGACCAGAGUUUCUCCUCGAUCAGAUGGAGUUUUCAUCAUCACUGAAGGAGGAAUUUACACCUGUAGAGGAUCCAUGACAGAAACAAACAUUGUGACAACUAUGAGUGAUGAAGUCACCAUUUAUAAGAGAGUUUCCAACAGAGUUUCAGUCACUUCACAACCAAACCGAUCUCUGAUAUACAGAGGAGAGAAAGUCACUCUGAGAUGUGAGAUCCAGGAUGAUGGAGGAACUGAGUGGACAUAUGAAUGGAAAACAACCAAUAGAAACUCUCCAUCAUCCAGUGAAUAUAUGAUCAUCUCAGCUACUGAUGCUGACAGUGGAGAAUACAGCUGUAAGGGUAGAAGAGGCUACGAGUUUACAGGAUGGAGUGAAGCCAUCAGACUGACAGUGUCAUCUGAUAAACCCAGAGCCACCCUGAUACCAGAGAAAACAAUCAUACCAGCAGGGGGCAGUGUUACACUGAACUGCUCUGUUGACGGAUCUACUGGCUGGAAGUUUUACUGGAUCAGAAAUGGGCAAUAUUAUCCUGUAGUUGGAUCCUCCAGAAACACAGAACCAGAUGGAACCAUCAGAGUCUCAGAGGGAGGACAGUACAGCUGCAGAGGAAGAAGAGGAGACUCAUCUUUUCUAUCAGAAACCAGUGAAGAGGUCACCAUUCAGAAAACUGCACCCAAACCUCAGCCUGUCCUCUCUGUGUCUCCAUCAUGGCCGAAUCCUGGAGCCUCAGUGACUCUGAGCUGUGAGGGUUUGGAGCUUCAAUCAGCAGGAUGGAGGUUCUUCUGGUAUAAAGCUGUUCCUGAUCCAUCCAAGCAAAACUAUCGACCAUCAUACAGCUAUGAGCUGUUGCCUGGCAGCACCAAUGGGACUGAGCAGAACUCCUUCAUCAUUAGUGGACCGACUCACACAGCAGGAUAUAAGUGCAGAGCAGGAAGAGAAGAACCAAAGUUUUACACUGAUUACAGUAAACGAAAGUUUGUCUGGUCUGCAGAUCCUCGUCCAGCAGCUUCUCUCUCAGUGGAUCCUGACAGAGUUCAACACUUCAGAUCUGACUCUGUGUCUCUGAGCUGUGAGGGAAACUCUACUGAGUGGAGAGUGAUGAUGUUUACAGAAAGAGACGGACUGUCAGACUGCUCCUCCUGGGGGAACAUGACUGGAUCUACAUGCACAAUUAACAUUUCCUGGUAUAAUAAUGGAGUGUUCUGGUGUGAGUCAAAAUCUGGAGAGUUUAGCAACGCUGUCAACAUCACUCUACAGGAUGAUUAUCAUGAUGGUGUUAUCCUGGUGAGCCCUGUUCAUCCUGUGACUGAAGGAGAUCCUGUUACUCUGAGCUGCAGAGAUAAAAAACAAAAUCUUCUCUCCAAUGUGUUUUUCUAUCAUAAUAAUAAACUCAUCAAUAAUGACGGCAGAGAGGAGCUGAAGAUCUCUGCAGUGUCAAAGUCAGAUGAAGGUUUCUACAAAUGUCAACAUUCAGGAAAAGAGUCACUAAGGAGCUGGAUGUCUGUUAGAGUAACUGUAUCCAGUCCUGUCAGUUCUUCAUUUCCUGUCAUGUUGAUCGUUGGACCAGUUGUUGGAAUCGUUCUCAUUAUUCUCAUUAUUGUCCUUCUCUUGUUGUGGCGCUGCAGACGGUCCAAAGAUUUAAGCAGUAACAGAUUGAAUCAACCAGAGAGCAUCAAUCCAGCCUCAGCUACAAAUCAUGAAGUGACCCAGAAUGACGGUUCUGUUUACAGUUCUCUGCUUCAUGGUGACACUUCCCUCUAUGAGACAAUCCAACUCAGCAGAGCCUCAGGAAACGCAGAGAAGAUUCAUCAUCCAGCAGAAGAUACUGACUAUGCUAAUUGCUUAUACGAACACAAUUCAAACCAAGCAGAAGCCUUUCAGUUGAGCUGUGCAGCCGUUCUGGAUGCCAGGAUGAAACCUGCUCUGCUCUGCAUGCUGGGCUUUUUCUUGCUCAGUUGUCUGCUUCAUGGACGUGCUGAUGCAGAUCCUGUCAAUCAAACAACACAACCUGUCGACGUCACUGAUCCAGACGCCAACAAACCUCCUGCAGAAAUCAAUGCAACUUUGGCUGCAGACGAAACAACCGUACCACCAGGGGGCAGUGUGACAUUAACCUGUUCUGUGGACAAACCUGCUGAUUUAACAUUUGAGCUCUUCAGAGGAUCUUCAUCCACCUAUCAGACCAGAGUUUCUCCUCGAUCAGAUGGAGUUUUCAUCAUCACUGAAGGAGGAAUUUACAUCUGCAGAGGAUUUAAACCUGGGAGAAACUAUGUAACAACUAUGAGUAAUCAAGUCACCAUUUAUAAGAGAGUUUCCAACAGAGUUUCAGUCACUUCACAACCAAACCGAUCUCUGAUAUACAGAGGAGAGAAAGUCACUCUGAGAUGUGAGAUCCAGGAUGAUGGAGGAACUGAGUGGACAUAUGAAUGGAAAACAACCAAUAGAAACUCUCCAUCAUCCAGUAAAUACAGGAUCAUCUCAGCUACUAAGGCUGACAGUGGAGAAUACAGCUGUAAGGGUAGAAGAGGCUACGAGUUUACAGGAUGGAGUGAAGCCAUCAGACUGACAGUGUCAUCUGAUAAACCCAGAGCCACCCUGAAGGCAGAGAAAAGAAUCAUACCAGCAGGGGGCAGUGUUACACUGAACUGCUCUAUUGAAGGAUCUACUGGCUGGAAGUUCAGGUACACAUUUAGACGUUAUCCUUUAGAUGGAUCCUCCAGAAACACAGAACCAGAUGGAACCAUCAGAGUGUCAGACGGAGGAGAGUACAGCUGCAGAGGAAGAAGAGGAGACUCAUCUUUUCUAUCAGAAUCCAGUGAAGAGGUCACCAUUCAGGAAACUGUUUCUAAGCCGACUGUGAUCCUGCGACCUCGUUGGUCUCUGAACGAAGAUAAAGUCCAUCUGGCGUGUGAUAUCCGGGAAGGAGCUGUGUGGACGUAUGAAUGGAGAAAAAACAAUUUCAAUUAUAAUCCAACACCCAGGAUCAUCACAGCUAACAGUGGAGAUUAUAGCUGUAAAGGAACAAGUGACUAUUUCUUAACACGGUGGAGUGAUGUCAUCACAUUAACUAUCUCUCCCAAUAAACCCAGUUUGAUUCUGCAAUCCAACUGGUCUCAGAUCUACAUAGGAGAGAAAGUCACUCUGAGAUGUGAGAUCCAGGGAGGAACUGAGUGGACGUAUGAAUGGAGAUCAACCAAUAGAAACUUUCCACCAUCCAGUGAAUACAGCAUCAUAUCAGCUACUCAUUACCACAGUGGAGAACACAGCUGCAGAGGAAAAAGAGGGUUUUCCUUUACACCAUGGAGUAAUGUUGUUAAAAUAACUGUAUUGUCUCCCCCUCAGCCUGUCCUCUCUGUGUCUCCAUCAUGGCCGAAUCCUGGAGCCUCAGUGACUCUGAGCUGUGAGGGUUUGAAGCAUCAAUCAGAAGGAUGGAGGUUCUUCUGGUAUAAAACUGUUCCUGAUCCAUUCAAGUGGUACCAGCCACAGUACACUUAUGAGCUGCUGCCUGGCAGCACCAAUGGGACUGAGCAGAACUCCUUCAUCAUUAAUGGACCGACUCACACAGGAAGAUUUGUGUGCAGAGCAGGAAGAGAAGAACCAAAGUUUUACACUUAUUACAGUGAACCAAAGUUUGUCUGGUCUGCAGAUCCUCGUCCAGCAGCUUCUCUCUCAGUGAAUCCUGACAGAGUUCAACACUUCAGAUCUGACUCUGUGUCUCUGAGCUGUGAGGGAAACUCUACUGAGUGGAGACUGAUGAGGUUUAUAGAACGAGACAGACUGUCAGACUUUACCUGCUCAGACUGGGGGAACAUGACUGGAUCUACAUGUACCAUUAAACCGUACUAUUAUAUGGAUGGAGUGUUCUGGUGUGAGUCAAAAUCUAGAGAGUUUAGCAACGCUGUCAACAUCACUGUACAGGAAGCCUUUCAGUUGAGCUGUGCAGCCGUUCUGGAUGCCAGGAUGAAACCUGCUCUGCUCUGCAUGCUGGGCUUUUUCUUGCUCAGUUGUCUGCUUCAUGGACGUGCUGAUGCAGAUCAUAUCAAUCAAACAACACAGCCUGUCGACGUCACUGAUCCAGACACCAACAAACCUCCUGCAGAAAUCAAGGCAACUCUGGCUGCAGACGAAACAACCGUACCACCAGGGGGCAGUGUGACAUUAACCUGUUCUGUGGACAAACCUGCUGAUUUAACAUUUGAGCUCUUCAGAGGAUCUUCAUCCACCUAUCAGACCAGAGUUUCUCCUCGAUCAGAUGGAGUUUUCAGCAUUACAGAAGGAGGAAUUUACACCUGCAGAGGAUUUAAAACCAAACAUAACUUUAUGACAACUAUGAGUAAUCAAGUCACCAUUUAUAAGAGAGUUUCCAACAGAGUUUCAGUCACUUCACAACCAAACCGAUCUCUGAUAUACAGAGGAGAGAAAGUCACUCUGAGAUGUGAGAUCCAGGAUGAUGGAGGAACUGAGUGGACAUAUGAAUGGAAAACAACCAAUAGAAACUUUCAAUCAUCCAGUAAAUACAAAAUCAUCUCAGCUACUAAGGCUGACAGUGGAGAAUACAGCUGUAAGGGUAGAAGAGGCUACGAGUUUACAGGAUGGAGUGAAGCCAUCAGACUGACAGUGUCAUCUGAUAAACCCAGAGCCACCCUGAAGGCAGAGAAAAGAAUCAUACCAGCAGGGGGCAGUGUUACACUGAACUGCUCUAUUGAAGGAUCUACUGGCUGGAAGUUCAGGUACACAUUUAGACGUUAUUCUGUAGUUGGAUCCUCCAGAAACACAGAACCAGAUGGAACCAUCAGAGUGUCAGACGGAGGAGAGUACAGCUGCAGAGGAAGAAGAGGAGACUCAUCUUUUCUAUCAGAAACCAGUGAAGAGGUCACCAUUGAGGAAACUGUUUCUAAGCCGACUGUGAUCCUGCAACCUCGUUGGUCUCUGAACGAAGAUAAAGUCUAUCUGGAGUGUGAUAUCCAGGAAGAAGCUCUGUGGACGUAUGAAUGGAGAAAAAACAAUUUCAAUUAUAAUCCAACACCCAGGAUCAUCACAGCUGACAGUGGAGAUUAUAGCUGUAAAGGAACAAGUGACUAUUUCUUAACACAGUGGAGUGAUGUCAUCACAUUAACUAUCUCUCCCAAUAAACCCAGUUUGAUUCUGCAAUCCAACUGGUCUCAGAUAUAUGAAGGAGAGAAAGUCACUCUGAGAUGUGAGAUCCAGGGAGGAACUGAGUGGACGUAUGAAUGGAGAUCAACCAAUAGAAACUUUCCAUCAUCCAGUGAAUACAGCAUCAUAUCAGUUACUCAUUACCACAGUGGAGAACACAGCUGUAGAGGAAAUAGAGGGUUUUCCUUUACACCAUGGAGUAAUGUUGUUAAAAUAACUGUAUUGUCUCCCCCUCAGCCUGUCCUCUCUGUGUCUCCAUCAUGGCCGAAUCCUGGAGCCUCAGUGACUCUGAGCUGUGAGGGUUUGAAGCUUCAAUCAGCAGGAUGGAGGUUCUUCUGGUAUAAAGAUGUUCCUAAUCCAUCCAGCAACUCCUACAGCAUUGAGCUGCUGCCUGGCAGCACCAAUGGGACUGAGCAGAACUCCUUCAUCAUUAAUGGACCGACUCACACAGGAAAAUUUCUGUGCAGAGCAAAAAGAGAAGAACAAGACACUUAUUACAGUAAACCAAAGUUUGUCUGGUCUGCAGAUCCUCGUCCAGCAGCUUCUCUCUCAGUGAAUCCUGACAGAGUUCAACACUUCAGAUCUGACUCUGUGUCUCUGAGCUGUGAGGGAAACUCUACUGAGUGGAGACUGAUGAGGAUUAUAGAAAGAGAAGGACUGUCAGACUUUACCUGCUCCCACUGGGGGACUGGAUCUACAUGCACCAUUAACAUUUCCUGGAAUAAUGAUGGAGUGUUCUGGUGUGAGUCAAAAUCUGGAGAGUUUAGCAACGCUGUCAACAUCACUGUACAGGAUGAUUAUCGUUAUGGUGUUAUCCUGGUGAGCCCUGUUCAUCCUGUGACUGAAGGAGAUCCUGUUACUCUGAGCUGCAGAUAUAAAAAACAAAAUCUUCUCUCCAAUGUGUUUUUCUAUCAUAAUAAUAAACUCAUCAAUAAUGACGGCAGAGAGGAGCUGAAGAUCUCUGCAGUGUCAAAGUCAGAUGAAGGUUUCUACAAAUGUCAACAUUCAGGAAAAGAGUCACCAAGGAGCUGGAUGUCUGUUAGAGAUGAUUAUCAUGAUGGUAUUAUCCUGGUGAGCCCUGUUCAUCCUGUGACUGAAGGAGAUCCUGUUACUCUGAGCUGCAGAGAUAAAAAACAAAAUCUUCUCUCCAAUGUGUUUUUCUAUCAUGAUAAUAAACUCAUCAAUAAUGACAGCAGAGAGGAGCUGAAUAUCUCUGCAGUGUCAAAGUCAGAUGAAGGUUUCUACAAAUGUCAACAUUCAGGAAAAGAGUCACCAAGGAGCUGGAUGUCUGUUAGAGUAACUGUAUCCAGUCCUGUCAGUUCUUCAUUUCCUGUCAUGUUGAUCGUUGGACCAGUUGUUGGAAUCGUUGUCAUUAUUCUCAUUAUUCUCCUGAUCUUGUUGUGGCGCUGCAGACGGUCCAAAGAUCUGUGCUGCAUAAGGUCAAAGGGCUCAGAGUUCAGAGGUCAGAGCUCCACCACAAACCAGCCUGAAGGUCAUGAAUAUAAAUCUCUUUCUCAUGGUAAUGAGAUGAUCGGCUCGGCUGAAGCUUCUGGACAUGCAGCAGAUGAAGCCCCAGAGGUUACAUACUCUCUCAUUGAAAUGAAAUCCUCUAGGAAAGACAGGAGACAAGGUGGACCAGAAGAGGGCGCUGUUUACUCUGAGGUGAAAACAGGAGCUGCAGGGAAGUCGGGUCCUGCAGCAGCGGAGGCAGCAGUUUAUUCUGAAAUCAGAUCAGCACCAGCUGUGGAAAACAGUGCUGCCAUGUAGGCUGCAGGCUCUGAGUUUAUCCUGCAGUUUAUUACAAGACUCACAACAACUGCUUUGAUCACACAAUAUUUUUAUCCGUCAUAAGAAAUCUCCUAGAGAAUCUGUAUUGAUCACUCAAAGAAUAAUUCUCUGAGAUCCAAAUCGUCAGAUGUGGUUAAACUUUAGUAAAGGUUUUGCAAUGCAACAUUUUAUAAAGACUCACAAAUCGUUUUUUUUUAACACAACGCAAAUUGUGAAUUGUUUUGUGUUUAUUUGUUUCUAGAAGUAUGUUGCAAUUAAAGUUACUAAAUUUGAUUUGGAACAGUUUGAUUUGGUUUCAUGUGAAGCAACUUUGCUUCACAUUUAACUUUUUAUAUCAAAACCUUGUGACUGUAUUUUUAUCAUCAAGCACGUUGUAAAUUAAGUAGAUUGAUCAUUUGAAUGCAACACAUAAAAUCAAUAUAAGAUGUUAGACAUAAUUGGGCACAAUAGUGAUUAAAAUGAUUUUUACAGUCUCAGGUAAAUAGAUUGUUUUAUUAAUGCUACUUGUAACUGAGCGACAAUUAUUAGAUAUAUAUCUUUGCUCUUUUGUUAUUAUAGUAUUUCAGUUGAAGCUUAAACCUGCACACUUACUGCUAGAUGGAGUUUUUACACCUUAACAGCUAGACGACAGGAAAGUACUGAACUUUAUGCAAUCUUUGGUAUGUGUAGAAUAUGCAUCUAUAGGCACCUUGCAGCUCACAUUUGUGAAUUUCCUUUAACCAAUAAUGUUUAUUGGUUGAGCAGCAGCAGCUGAAUUGAUUCAUUUUCUGUUUCAAAUGAUGAAAUAGAAAUAAGUAAAAUAUGGGAUCUUUUUUAUCUAUUCUUGUUGCUUUAAGUUAGUUUGCAGUAGAGUUAUGCUCCUUCACAAUAUCAGGAUUUUUUGUAUAUUUUGGAAUUAGAUAUAUAUAGCAAGCAUGUUGACUUUUAUUAAAAAUAUAUUCAUUCAUAAGUUCUAAAUAUGUCUCUUAGUUUUUAUAUCUUCAUGGAUUUCAGCGAUUUCUCUCUGUAGUGAUUUUUGUUUUUGCUUGUGUGCUGAAAUAAAAGUAACAUCAUCAAUGGCUUGUUCAAU
This is a messenger RNA of Xiphophorus hellerii (green swordtail), 8458 nucleotides long. RefSeq lists its product as uncharacterized. The record is from RefSeq and is a predicted model, not a curated record. Lineage: Eukaryota; Metazoa; Chordata; Actinopteri; Cyprinodontiformes; Poeciliidae. Gene Ontology annotation, biological process: cell surface receptor signaling pathway; immune response. Bases 250 to 7368 code for a protein of 2372 amino acids. Gene Ontology annotation, molecular function: transmembrane signaling receptor activity. Gene Ontology annotation, cellular component: external side of plasma membrane. The transcript is spliced from 42 exons.